GAUCUUUCAUUUCACUAUUUGUGUGGGAUGUUGUGCUGUUUUUACGAUAUAUUUAAUUAUUUUUGCAUAUUAAUAUAUGCUAAACAAUUUUAUAUUGUUUUCUUCAUAAUUGCCGUAAAACUAACUUAAGUAACCUUAGAAUCUACUGGUGUUUAACAGACUAAAACCCCAUCAAAAUGGGUGGAAAGGCUGAAAAAGGCACACCAAAGUACAUAGCGAACAAAAUAAAAGCUAAAGGCCUCCAGAAGCUCCGUUGGUACUGCCAGAUGUGUCAGAAGCAGUGCCGCGACGAGAAUGGUUUCAAAUGUCAUACUAUGUCGGAGUCGCAUCAAAGGCAGCUGUUGUUGUUUGCCGACAACGCUUCGAAAUACAUUGACGAGUUUUCUAAGGAGUUCGCUGACGGUUACGUGGAGCUGUUGAGGCGGCAGUUUGGGACGAAGCGGGUGAAUGCCAACAAAGUUUAUCAGGAUUAUAUUUCGAAUAGAGACCAUCUCCACAUGAACGCCACCCAAUGGGAGACGCUCACAGAAUUCGUCAAAUGGCUGGGGCGAGAGGGCAAGUGUGUAGUGGAUGAGACGGAGAAGGGCUGGUUCGUGGCUUACAUCGACCGGGACCCCGCUGCCGUUGCUGCCAUGGAAGCUAAGGCAAAGAAGGAAAAAAUGGAUAAAGAUGAUCAGGAAAGGAUGCUAGAGUUUAUCCAGAAGCAAGUAGAACGAGGCAGGAAGGAGGGAGACGACGGCACACCCUCCUACACCGAGUUCAAGCGAGAGAGCAGUCAGGAGAGGAUCUCGCUCAGUCUCAACCUUAAGAGGAAAGCAGAUGAUAAAAAACCAGAACUCCUCACUUCUGCGUUAAAAUCCAAAAGCAAAGAAGAAUCCUCAAGCAAGAAGGUAAAAGAAGAACCUUCUAGCAAAAAAACAAAAGAGGACAAAGAUAGAAGUAAGAAAAAUGCUCUGGACGAGAUCAUGGAGAUGGAGCAGCGGGCCAAAGAAAAAAAUAACCGAAAAGAUUACUGGCUAACCGAAGGCAUACUAGUAAAAAUCGUCACCAAAUCUUUAGGAGACAAGUACUACAAGAGGAAAGGCGUUAUUGAAAAGGUUAUAGAAAAAUAUGGAGCCCAAGUGAAGCUGGUGGAUGAUGGCACCAAGAUUAAGUUAGACCAGAACCACCUCGAAACAGUGAUACCCUCCCCUGGCCGCAGCGUUUUGUUCGUGAACGGACCGCACCGCGGCGCUAAAGGAGUGCUAAAAGAGAUUGACACAGAUCAUUUCUGCUGUAUAGUGGAGGUAACUACAGGGUCGCAAUCAGGCCGGGUAAUAAAAGACGUGCAGUACGAAGAUAUCAGCAAAUUAGCGGCGUGACAGUAGCGGGGUGGGGGGGGGGGGGACUGCAGCAUUCGGCCAUUCUCGGCUCCGUUCGGCUCAGCAUUGCUCCGAGCAAUUAUUAGGGUUGGCACAACUUGACGUCCCUAUACGUGCACGACCACAGAUAAGAUACUGACUUGACUUUGACAACCCUAAAUAGCCGAAAGGGAUAAUGCCAUACAUUAGAAAGGGACAGCAUGAUCCGUCCCAGAAUCGUUGUCAAACUUCGGUACGUACGGUAUGGUAGUACUAUUAUUUAUUCUGUGGUGACAGUGUUUAAUAAAGUGACUAAGUGAAAUGCACAGAGCAAGUGAAAGUGACAUAAACAAAUGUUAAUACAUAAUACCAAGAUGACUCUAAGUGUGGCAAUGUCAGAAAUUCAGAAUAAACGUUAAAUGAAAAAAUA
Messenger RNA from Cydia pomonella (codling moth), 1770 nucleotides. RefSeq names its product DNA/RNA-binding protein KIN17 (gene kin17). Gene Ontology annotation, molecular function: double-stranded DNA binding. The record is from RefSeq and is a predicted model, not a curated record. Bases 177 to 1361 code for a protein of 394 amino acids. Gene Ontology annotation, cellular component: nucleus. Gene Ontology annotation, biological process: DNA replication; DNA damage response. Lineage: Eukaryota; Metazoa; Arthropoda; Insecta; Lepidoptera; Tortricidae. The transcript is spliced from 7 exons.